Molecule: messenger RNA, 1338 nt
Organism: Candidozyma pseudohaemuli
Lineage: Eukaryota; Fungi; Ascomycota; Pichiomycetes; Serinales; Metschnikowiaceae
Exons: 1
Coding region: 1-1338 (445 amino acids)
Source: RefSeq, a predicted model, not a curated record
AUGCCAGAGAACACUGAAAGCACCACUACUGCAACGACGACGACUCCCACUGACGGGGGCAGAAUACUGAGAAAUUCAUUAGGCAAGUCGAUAAAGUACCUUAUCAGGAGAAAGUCUAGCAAAAAGAAGACAGAGGGUGGUAAUAAGACCAUACUACCCGAUGAAGUCGAAGAGAGUAAACCCAUAUUAAUUGAGGAGGUUUUCGACUCACCAGAAGAAGAGAAGAAAGCAUUGAGAAAGAAAGAGUUAAAGAGGUGUUCUACGCUUCGCCGAUCAUUUGAAAUCUGUAAAGACUCAUUGAAAAGCAACUCCAUUUUCUCAAACAACCAUGGCGAUGCCAAUAGCCAAAGUACCAAACCCGAGGAGCAUGAUUCGGGAAGUGAAAAGACUAAAAGUGUUGAAGUACCCAUGAAAGACUCCUCGGCAACACCAAAAAGAACCAAGGACACAACGAAGGAUUCACUUCAAAUGAAGAGGAAGCCAACAAAGCGAGCAAGAUUCCUCGCAACUCUCCAUCUUGGGCCAAAGCCUUCGGAGGAAGAUGAUACAAAAAGAGCCCUGUCACCUUCAGGAAGCUGUGAAGAGAACGUUGCCAAAGAAGGAACCUCCAAGACUUGCAACACCAGCACCACGAAGACUCCCAAGACACCAUCAUUCGAUAAUUUGAAAGAGCUCUCUCAUGCGCUCAAAAAGCUCCGUUCUCAAAAUGAUAAGAACAUUCUUUACGAGAAUGGAGAAGCUGUUCUCUACCACUUGGACAAUCUGCUUGAGGAAGAGGUCGUACAUCUAAUUGACUCGUCCAAGACUUGCCCCGAUCUGAAUGGCAAAGUGGAAGAGAUUCUCGAUCAAUUCAGCAUUUUGUUUGGAUACCUAUCCACUGAGGUUAACGCACCCUUAAGACGGAGAAUCGCUGAGAUAGGUAAUGAGAUGCGUCGGUUUGCCGACCUCUUGGAGAAGACCUCAGCAAAAGUGAAUAAGAGUCAUCUGCAAGAAUCCAGAAAAGCUGCAUGCGAUAAGGCAAUAUCUGCUUUCAAACAAGUUUCCAUUAUGUGGGCUGAUGAUGCCACUGAUAUUACAGAAUCCUUCGCUAAAUGUCAGAUUUUAUAUCAGCGGACGACAAGAGCUUACACUGCCUUCUACAACUGGCACUGCUCCUUGUACAUAAAACCUCAUGAGGCCGAGUUGUUCCACACCUAUUACGGAAUUACACAUUACCGCAAGUCGUGCCAAAUUUUAUUAAAGAGGGACUUCUACACCUUGAUUCAAAACAGUCUUGAAGACCUUCGCCAAGGUCUCGACUUUUUGUUAAGACAGGAGGCACAGAGUGAAAGCAAGUAA